AUGGUUCUAGAAAAGAUGAUAUAUAACGAAUCGCAUAGCAUUAAUGCAAAGGAAGUAGGAUACCAAAUUGUAAAUGGAACGCCACUGAGACACCAGGCUGCAACACCGAAAGAUAUGGAGAACAAAUUGUCUGCGAUAGCAACAAGUGAUAGUAAAGACCGAUUGGAGAUAUCACAUCAAACUGGUUACUCGUCCAGUGAGAAAGGAACGACACAUAGGUACCAAGCUGCAUUGAAGUUGCAGAAGGUGUACAAGAGUUUCCGGACAAGAAGACAACUUGCAGAUUGUGCAAUUCUUGUGGAACAAAGAUGGUGGAAGGUGCUAGAUUUUGCUGAACUCAAGCGGAGCUCUAUAUCAUUUUUCGACAUCAAGAAGCCUGAAACAGCUGUUUCUCGCUGGGCAAGAGCCAAAAAAAGAGCUGCCAAGGUGGGAAAGGGUUUGUCCAAGGAUAAAAAGGCUCGUAAACUUGCUUUGCAGCACUGGCUUGAGGCAAUUGAUCCCAGACAUCGGUACGGACAUAAUCUUCACUUCUACUAUGCAAAAUGGCUCCACUGUGAGAGUAAACAGCCCUUCUUUUAUUGGCUUGAUAUAGGGGAGGGAAGAGAACUCACCCUUGAAGCAUGUCCUCGGUCAAAGCUUCAAACACAAUGCAUCAAGUAUCUUGGUCCGGUAGAAAGAAAGGCUUACGAAGUACUAUUGGAGGAUGGGAAGUUGAUGUACAAGGAGAGCGGAGUGGUACUUGAUACAACAAAAGGCCCCAAAGAAACUAAGUGGAUAUUUGUCCUGAGUGUGUCCAAGGACUUAUACGUUGGACAGAAGAGCAAGGGUACAUUUCAACAUUCAAGUUUCUUGGCAGGGGGAGCCACAUUGUCUGCUGGAAGAUUAGUGGUCGAAAAUGGAAUACUAAAGUCGGUUUGGCCUCACAGUGGGCAUUAUCUCCCAACAGAAGAAAAUUUUGAGGAAUUUAUGUUAUUCCUUCUGGAAAACAAUGUGGAUCUCACAAAUGUUAAGACUGUAGGUGAGGAUGAAGAAGGAGGCGCGUUAAGCAAAAAGAGCAACACAGGAUUUCGAAAUAGUCCACGAAAACCAAAUUCAUCUAAAGAUACUAUAACAAAUGAUGAAGGCACAGUGGAGGAGAGCACCGAUUCAAGAGAUGAGAGCUCCCACUGUGCAGAUAACCCUCAUCUUCUGUCAAGAUUACCAGAAAAAUUCUGCUCAAAGAUAGCCAAACUUAAUAUACCAGGAAAAGAGGAUGUGUUUGAAGAUAAAGACCAAAAUCCAAUUACUUGUCGGGAAUAUUUUCCAGAUUCAGAUUCUGAUUCAGAUGCUGAUGAGGAUGGUUAUGAAACAGCAGAAGAAUCAAAGUUGAGAGAGGAAGAUUUCAUGGUGUCGAAAAUGAACUUGUUUGAUGAAGAUCCAUAUGAUGAAGAAGAAGAAAAGCCAAUAUCGAAAGAAAAAAUAAUGCAGAGGAUUAGUUCACAUAAAGGAAUGAAUUCAUACCAGUUGGGACAGCAUUUGAGCACAAAAUGGAGUACAGGAGCUGGCCCUCGGAUUGGUUGCAUGAGGGACUAUCCUUCAGAGCUUCAGUUCCGGGUUCUACAGCAAGCUUGCUUGUCUCCAAGGCCAGUAGGAAGAACUCCUCGGAAUGCUUGUCCAUCUCCUUUAACUAGAGAAUCAAAGAAACCAGUGCAGGAGUAA
Molecule: messenger RNA, 1698 nt
Organism: Argentina anserina (silverweed cinquefoil)
Lineage: Eukaryota; Viridiplantae; Streptophyta; Magnoliopsida; Rosales; Rosaceae
Product: IQ domain-containing protein IQM6
Exons: 9
Coding region: 1-1698 (565 amino acids)
Source: RefSeq, a predicted model, not a curated record